UCCAUCGAGUUCCGUCUUGUCUCGUUUCGUCGCAAUACGGUCAGUCGUCUUCGUCGUCGGUUUCGCGUCCUACGAUGUACCGUAUGCAUAAUAUAAUAUAUUACAUUAUAUUAUAAUAAACACGCAGAGCGCAUAACCAGAUAACCGUUAUCUCGUUUUUGAUCAUAUUUUCGACUAUAUCGUCACGGAUUACUGUAUUCGGGUGUCACCGUUUUUUUUUUCGAUCGCGUAAAUAAAAAAAAAAAAAAAGUUAUAAUAGUAUUAUAAUAUAUUCUUGUCGGUCACGUGAGCAGUGUGUGUUUUUGUGCGGGCAAGCAAAAGAUUUUCGUGGUGGUGUUAUCGACUCAAACGUAAACAGCUAGGACCGAUUAUAAUAACUAGCUACACCAAAGGCGAUAAAAAACGUCGGGAACGUAUUUGUCGCAAGCCCGGCCAGUGGCGCUUUCAUCCGUUGACCGGUACGAAACAAAUCGUUGAGUGAAAAUUUUGUAUUUGUACUUAAGGCAUUAUUACAGAUAUGAUUGAAGAUCAUCGAAUUGUAUUGGUUAAUUUGAUAUAAAAAUAAAUCACAGUCAAAACUUUAUCUGAGGCAACGUGAAAUGGUACUCAGGUGAUGGACAAACGCCUCGCUAUGAUUCCAUUCGCAUUCUCUAACAAGUCUGUCCAUUAUUGGCUGUGUUGUCUUCUUACAGUUAUCAUAGCACGAUCAGCGCAUACAAAAGAAUGUCGUUCACAGCUCGGUAUGGAGUUCAGCAAAAUUCCAGAUCAUAGGAUAACAGCUAGCUCUUCAUAUGAAGUCAAAUCAGUAGGACCACAGAAUGCUAGAAUUCGCCAAGAGAAGAACGGAGGUGCGUGGUGCCCAAAAGCGCAAAUCAGUAGCGAAGUCAGAGAGUACCUGGAGAUCGAUUUGGAUGAAGACCACUUGGUCACGUGGACCGAAACACAAGGCCGGUGGGGCAAUGGUCAGGGACAAGAGUUCACUGAAGCGUUCACCGUCGAAUAUUGGAGAAAGUCCAUUGACCGAUGGGUGGAAUACAAAGACUCAAAAGAAUCCAGGGUAUUACCGGGCAAUGUAAAUACUUAUUUGUCGGUCAAUCAAGAAUUGGAACUGCCGUUUGUGGCGAGUAGAAUACGUUUCGUGCCUUUUAGCAUACAUCCUAGAACCGUCUGCAUGCGUGUGGAAAUCUACGGGUGUCCUUGGGAACAGAGUGUUGUGAGUUAUGUAGCACCCAGAGCCGACACCGAAUUUGAAGACCUCAGCUAUGAUGGAGACCUAGCACGAUCACUCAUGACGGGUGGUCUGGGAAUGCUAACCGACAGCUUGUAUGGAGCAGAUGAUUUCUUACAAUUCGAUUUGCAGUUUCAUAAACCUCUCAGUAAAAGAUGGGUCGGCUGGUCGAACGAUUCCAUUGGUAAUAAGUUGGAUUUGGUUUUUGAGUUCAACGGUUUCCGAAUGUUCAAAGAAGUAAAAAUACACAGCAGCCAUAUACCAACCAGAGACGUAAAAGUGUUUAGUAUGGCGUUGAUUUACGUCAGCUUGGACGGGGACAAAUGGCAAGAAUGGCCGAUAAAGUUUAGUACAAAGUCGGAGGCCAUUAAGGACACCGCUGUAAACAUAACCAUCAAUCUGAAGAGCAGGGUGGGCCGGUAUAUCAAGAUAUGUCUCUAUUUUUCUGCUCGAUGGAUACUCAUCAGCGAGGUCUCGUUUGAGUCCGAAUUGGUCGCUGCGAACAUAACCGAAGGAUUACUAUCACAGUUCUACACGCAAAAAGAAACUGGAUACGAACUUCGCCAAAGUGGUGAUACGACGCAAACGAGAAAGGAAGUUACUACAGGACCAAGUCCGGGCAACAGCACGCAGACGUACGUGGGCCUGGUCACCGGGUCGCUGGCCAUGACCGUGCUACUGGUGGCCGGCGUGGCCGUCGGCCUCGCGCUGAAACGCGGUCGGCAAAAGGUCGCGCUGCUCCAGUUCAAGCAGGCCACGCUCGGGGCGCCCAAACAGCAGUCCAUCAACAUGAAGCACCUGAAGAACGGGUCAAAAGCCGCUGUCGGGUCGUCGUCGCUGUACGGCCGGAGCGGGACCAUGUUGAGCGGCGGCAUCGGCAUCGGCAUCGGCGGCGGUCGGGUCGGCGGCGUCGGCGGACAUGUCGGACACGAGUCCGAGGACAGCGACAACUCGUCCGUGUACCACGAGCCGUACAAGCGGUUGCCCUCUGGCAAGAACCACGAUUACGCGCCGACCACGUUCCUGUUCAAGAAGGACGUGUCGGCGUUGACCACGAGCAAGAGCAGCGAAUACACAGACUUCACGAGUGUCGGCAGUUUCGGACAAGACGAUGUUAAAUACUCGUCGCCGUCGAUGUACACACUAAACCCACCGCCGCCACCUAGCACCAGACCGCCGCCACUCUUACAACAGCAAUCGGAACAGCUGAACAAAUCGCUGCCGGCAAACCUGCACAAUUACUAUGCGGCUAUCGAUAUAAUCAAAACGGAACGCAAAGAGCAGCAUUUCACGCCGGGCGUGUUCACGUGCAUGAAACUGCCGGAAGACAAACAGGAUGAAUGCAGUCAAACGUCACUGUACGAGAUAUCUCGAAAUCGAUUGCGAGUGAUCGAAAAACUAGGCGAAGGCAAUUUCGGAAUGAUCCACUUAUGCGAAACGGAUGGGAUACCCGAGUACAAUGCCACGUCGACGUUCCACAAAAGACAAGUGAUCGUCAAAUCGCUUCGUCGUGGCUGUGGUGAACAAAACAAACAAGACGUGAUGAGAGAGACUAAAUGUCUGUAUACCGUUCGGGAUCCAAAUUUGGCACGUAUUGUGGGCGUUUGCAGCCCUGAUGAACCUCUAUGCAUAAUACAGGAAUAUUGCGAAUACGGCGACUUGCCGAGUUUCUUGAAGGUCCAAACCACAGAAUCUACUGAAGCUCAUCCAACAAUCAAUUACGGAUGUUUGCUAUACUUUGCCACUCAGAUCGCAUCGGGCAUGAAACAUUUAGAGGGUAAAGGGAUUGUCCACAGAGACUUAGCCGCGAGAAAUUGCUUGGUGGGAAAAAACUAUUCACUGAAGAUAUCCGAUCACGCGUUAUAUUGUACUCAAUACGAUUCAGAUUAUUACGUUAGUGACACUAAGUCGAGAUUGCCGAUCAGAUGGAUGUCGUGGGAAAGUUUACUUCUGGGCAAGUACACGUCGAAAAGCGACGUUUGGUCAUUCGCAGUCACCCUGUGGGAGAUACUCAUGUUCUGCAGCCACCAACCGCUGGCAGAGCUGACCAACGAACAGGUGGUGGAGAACGCCAACCACAUGUACCUGGCCAACGGCAAGCACAGGUACGCGGAACCGCCGCCCAGCUGCCCGCGCGAAAUGUAUGAGAUCAUGGCCGAGUGCUGGAAGCGCGGCGACUCGGAUCGGCCGAAGUUCUCGGAAAUACAUCUGUUCCUGCAACGCAAGAACCUCGGUUACAUACCGGUGAUAUGAUCCAACUCGCACCCGACCAACACUUCCGCGACUACCAGCACCGCUACGCACCUGCCACGACAACCCCUACUCGACUAGCGCACUUUGCAACGUCCCGAAUAACGAUGACUAAACGGUAUCGUGUUGCGCCAGUUUCUUAAUUCCCAGGUAGGUACGCACCUUCCGGGUGCUCGUCUAUAUCCUUCCUCUCUCUGACACGUGCGAAUUGUGUACCCCGCGACAUCCCUGUACCUCUGCAGGGAUGAUUUCACGGAACACCAUGUCCAAUACCCUUCCAUCGCCCAUCCGCAUCUAUGUCAUACAUCACUAUUAUAAUACGGUUCCUUGUUUUUUUCGAUCGCUGUCCGUAAAGAAUGUUGUUCAUUAAACACAUGAGGACACCCACCGGAUUUAUUUUCUCGACGCCGUAAUGAUGAUUGAUUAAUGAUGAUGAUCAUUAUUAUCAUUAUUAUCAUUAGUAGUAGUAGUAGUAGUAUCAACGGUAGUAUUAUUAUUUUUGUUUUUAGGAUUUGUAAGACUGCAUACCUAUCGUAAUAAUCAAAUAUUUUUACCCGUGAUGCCCAUAUAACAUAUUCAUGUUCUAUCAAAAAUUCAAAACAGACAAAAUCCAUGGAUAGAAAAAAUCUAAACCAAAAUAUUUAGUUAUACAUCCUUCUCAUCCGAGUUUUUAUUUGCUCAUCACAAAUAAAUACUCAAAAUCAUUACGAUAUAAACUAAAAUAAUAUUACUAUUUUGUCAUGUUGUCAGUGGAAAAAUUCUAGUUUUUUUUUUCUUGUCACAGAAUAUCAAAUCAUUUUUUUUUGUUAAAUUUUUCGUACCAGAUUUUGUAGUUUGAAUAUUUUUGUCCAUGGAUACUUUUUGUUGUGCAUCGUUCAACUUAGAAUUCUUAAAUUAUAUGAAAAUAUGUUUUUUCGAAAGCUGGACAUUAUUGUAAUAUAAUACAAUACUAUACAUAAAAGAAGUAUUUGGUACAUGCUUGUGUUGUAUAGGAUGUUUAUUGUUCAAACUCAACGCCAAGAUAUUUAAAAUUUAUCGUUGUAUGCAUCUCGACUUCUAAACUCAGUUUAACGUCAUUUCCAGAGUUAUAAAAGUUUAUUAUACAUAAUAUUAUAUUAUAGUAUAUGUAUACUUUAGUUACCGCCUUUUUGAACAACAACUGUACGCGUAAUAUUUCGCGUGUUCGAUUUCUCGUUUGAACAUAAAAUGUUACACUCUCCACCUAUGACCCCACCCACUUUUUUACACCGGCGGUUGGACGAUAUUUUAAUUACUAAUGACUUAAAAAUAUUCAUUGUUUUAAUUGCUAAUGAUAACCAAAUGUAAUCAAUCUAUUUUACACGCAAUGUCUUCCACGAUUCAAUCCGUUUAAUAAUGAAACGUUGAAAAUUUGCACCUCAAAUUAUUCUGUUUCGACCCAAAAUACGUGUUAGAAAAUGGUUAUUACAUAUUAUAGUUUUUAUUUUAUUUUCCUGUAAUUAAAUUUCUUUAAGUUAUAAUUCUGUAUAUACAAUUUUCGAAUUUUAUUUCAUGUACAUAAUACUAUAUCUAUUGUUGUUCGAGAUUCAGCGUUAGACUCUAAUUUGGAAACUUAACAAUCUUAUUAAAUUAAUAUACGCUCUUACUUUUCACAAACAACGCAUGUAUGUGUAUAAUUAUUAAAUUUAAUAAAUUAUUUUUAUUUAGGCCAGGACAAAAUAAUUUUUAUAUAAAACUAUUUAUAUUUAUUGACUUGUAUAAAACUCAAAUGGAUAUGUAGUUAAAAUUAUUUGUUAUCUCAAAAAACUAUCCACGUUAUUUCUAUUACUUAUUACUAAAAUAUAACAUAUUAUUAUGUUUCUUUUAACGGUAGUAAAUGUAAUGCUACAUUACAUUAACUCACUCCAACGUCUUUCCAAGUAGUUGAAACGAAUAUGACCUAUACGUCAAGUGUCAUAUUCUGUUCUAAAAUUAAUAUUUAAGGGAUUUAAUGUUUUUUUCUUCAUUUUUUUUUUUUUUUUAUUUAUUUAUUUAUUACUAGCUGCGAUGUGUGAUUAUCAAUCGAAUCAUCAUAUUAUAAUCGCGUUGAUCUAAAUUUAUAUUGUAAAUACAUUUUCUCGUUUUCUUCAACUAUAC
This is a messenger RNA of Melanaphis sacchari, 5593 nucleotides long. Its product is annotated as discoidin domain-containing receptor 2-like. The transcript has 17 exons. Gene Ontology annotation, biological process: positive regulation of kinase activity; cell surface receptor protein tyrosine kinase signaling pathway; protein phosphorylation. NCBI's taxonomy places the organism in Eukaryota, Metazoa, Arthropoda, Insecta, Hemiptera, Aphididae. Bases 614 to 3481 code for a protein of 955 amino acids. Gene Ontology annotation, molecular function: protein tyrosine kinase collagen receptor activity; ATP binding; collagen binding. Gene Ontology annotation, cellular component: signaling receptor complex. The record is from RefSeq and is a predicted model, not a curated record.